This is a messenger RNA of Hipposideros armiger (great roundleaf bat), 4584 nucleotides long. It is a transcript of the gene WDR36, whose product is annotated as WD repeat domain 36. The coding region runs from base 474 to 3299 and encodes 941 amino acids. The transcript has 23 exons. Gene Ontology annotation, cellular component: Pwp2p-containing subcomplex of 90S preribosome; small-subunit processome. Gene Ontology annotation, biological process: rRNA processing. Gene Ontology annotation, molecular function: protein binding. The record is from RefSeq and is a predicted model, not a curated record. Lineage: Eukaryota; Metazoa; Chordata; Mammalia; Chiroptera; Hipposideridae.
AUCAAUCUUCUUUCAAUCUAAACCCUGCACGUCAUCCCAAUUAUUUUGAAAGCAAAUCCCCAGAUAUAUCACUUUAUGUGUAAAUAUGCCGAUAUGUAUCUCUAAACAAUAAGGACCAACACUACUAUCACAUAAAAAUUAACAAUAGUUCGUUUGUGUCAUCAAUUAUCCAGUCAGUGUACAAAUUUUCUCCAUAGUCUCAUGGUUUUAUACGUUUUUGUAUUCACAUGUUUAACCUGACGCCUUUUGGGUUAAGGCUUUGUUCUCCCCUUCACCUUCUCGGACUUCGCGAUUCUCUUGUCGCUCUCUUCCCUCAAGCUGCCACAGGAAAGGGACCUGUUUCUUCCAGCCCUACCAGAGGUCAGGAGCACCAAUGAAGCGCUGGAGGCUGCUGCCCGUGGAACCGAAGUCGAGUCUCCCUACAAACUCCGGAGGGAGCUCUUUUUCAGUUGCACUGAGGACCGUCUCUGCUGAUGCGAUUGGCAGCGGACACCGGAAGCGCUUGUGAGUCCUCAGCCCAGGCAAGGCUUUGCUCCACGAGACGCACGGAAAGGCCCGGUACUCGGUUUGCACCAGUACUGGAGUCCAGAGUAACCGGUACCCGCGCAGCGAUGGAGCAGGACGCGGGAGGCCGCACGGCCAGCGCGCUGUUCGCAGGUUUCCGAGCUUUGGGACUUUUCAGCAACGACAUUCCACACGUGGUGCGGUUCAGUGCGCUGAAGCGCCGAUUCUAUGUGACGACCUGCGUGGGCAAGAGCUUCCACACCUAUGACGUUCAGAAACUUAGUCUGGUCGCAGUAAGUAACUCAGUUCCACAGGAUAUCUGCUGCAUGGCAGCUGAUGGGAGGCUAGUCUUUGCUGCUUAUGGGAAUGUGUUCUCUGCAUUUGCCCGUAAUAAAGAGGUAGUGCAUACCUUUAAGGGUCAUAAGGCAGAAAUCCGUCUUUUGCAACCCUUUGGGGAUCAUGUUAUCUCUGUUGAUAUUGACAGCAUUCUUAUUAUUUGGCACAUAUAUUCAGAAGAAGAGUAUCUGCAAUUGACUUUCGAUAAAUCAGUAUUUAAAAUUUCUGCAAUUUUGCAUCCAAGUACCUACUUGAAUAAAAUUCUUCUUGGCAGUGAACAAGGAAGCCUACAGCUGUGGAAUGUGAAGUCCAAUAAACUUCUAUAUACAUUUCCAGGAUGGAAAGUUGGAGUGACAGCUCUUCAGCAGGCACCAGCUGUGGAUGUUAUUGCUGUUGGUCUCAUGUCGGGUCAGGUUAUCAUUCACAACAUUAAAUUUGAUGAAACGUUAAUGAAGUUUCGUCAAGACUGGGGACCUAUUACUUCGAUUUCAUUUCGUACAGACGGUCAUCCAGUAAUGGCAGCUGGAAGCCCAUGUGGCCAUAUUGGACUCUGGGAUCUUGAAGACAAAAAAUUAAUCAAUCAAAUGAGAAAUGCACAUUCUACAGCAAUUGCCGGACUGACAUUUCUCCAUAGAGAACCACUUCUUGUCACAAACGGUGCUGACAAUGCUCUCAGGAUAUGGAUAUUUGAUGGUCCCACAGGUGAAGGCCGGCUUUUGAGAUUCAGAAUGGGACAUAGUGCUCCUCUUACCAAAAUUAGGUAUUAUGGACAAAACGGACAACAAAUUCUUAGCGCAAGUCAAGAUGGAACUCUUCAGUCAUUUUCCACGAUACAUGAAAAAUUUAACAAGAGCUUAGGACAUGGACUAAUAAAUAAAAAGAGAGUCAAACGUAAAGGACUGCAGAAUGCCAUGUCAGUGAGACUUCCACCCAUCACAAAGUUUGCAGCUGAGGAAGCUCGUGAAAGUGACUGGGAUGGUAUCAUCGCUUGCCAUCAAGGGAAACUAUCUUGCUCAACUUGGAACUAUCAAAGAUCUACAAUAGGCUCUUACUUUCUCAAGCCAAAAGAGCUGAAGAAAGAUGACAUAACCGCAACAGCAGUGGAUAUAACUUCUUGUGGAAACUUUGCUGCAAUUGGUCUCUCAUCGGGAGCUGUCGAUGUAUAUAACAUGCAGUCUGGUAUACAUCGAGGAAGUUUUGGCAAGGAUCAAGCUCAUAAAGGGUCUGUUAGAGGCGUUGCAGUAGAUGGAUUAAACCAGUUGACAAUUACAGCUGGUAGUGAAGGAUUACUCAAGUUCUGGAACUUUAAAAACAAAACUUUAAUCCACUCCAUGAGCCUCGAUUCAUCUCCAAAUAUGAUGCUGCUACACAGAGACAGUGGCAUUCUGGGACUCGCCUUGGAUGACUUCUCCAUUUGUGUCAUGGACAUAGAAACUAGGAAGAUUGUCAGAGAGUUUUCUGGACACCAAGGCCAAAUAAAUGACAUGGCUUUCAGUCCUGAUGGUCGUUGGCUAAUAAGUGCUUCAAUGGAUUGCUCCAUUAGAACUUGGGACCUUCCUUCGGGGUGCCUUAUAGACAGCUUUUUGUUGGACUCAGCUCCUCUCAAUGUUACUAUGUCCCCUACUGGAGACUUUCUGGCUACUUCCCACGUUGACCACCUUGGAAUUUAUCUAUGGUCCAAUAUUUCCCUGUAUUCAGUUGUUUCAUUACGGCCACUUCCCACAGAUUAUGUUCCUUCAGUAGUGAUGCUUCCUGGUACUUGUCAAACCCAAGAUAUAGAAUUAUCAGAAGAAAACAUAGAACCAAGUGAUGACAUGAUAGAGUAUGAUUCCCCAGAACAGUUGAAUGAGCAGUUGGUGACUCUAUCACUCCUUCCUGAAUCACGGUGGAAAAGCCUUCUUUAUCUUGAUAUUAUUAAGAAAAAGAAUAAACCAAAGGAACCACCCAAAGUACCCAAAUCAGCACCAUUUUUUAUACCAACAGUUCCUGGCCUUGUACCCAGAUACUCGGCUCCUGAACAAAAUAAUGAUCCCCAACAGUCUAAAGUGGUAAAUCUUGGAAUUUUGGCUCAAAAAUCAGAUUUCUGUUUGAGACUCGAAGAAGGAUUGGUAAAUAAUAAAUAUGAAGCUGCUCUUAACCUUCUGAAAGAAUUAGGCCCAUCAGGAAUUGAAACAGAGCUUCGAAGCUUGUCUCCUGAUUGUGGGGGAUCUGUAGAAGUUAUGCAGAGCUUCUUAAAAAUGAUCGGGAUGAUGUUGGACAGCAAGCGUGAUUUUGAGUUGGCCCAGGCCUACCUUGCAUUGUUUCUAAAGUUGCACCUUAAAAUGCUUUCUUCAGAGCCAACACUUCUAGAAGAAAUGACAAAGUUGUCAUCACAGCUGGAAGAAAACUGGAUCUAUUUACAAUCACUGUUCAAUCAAAGCAUGUGUGUUUUAAAUUAUAUAAAAAGCGCUUUGUUAUAAAAAUAAAUGUAAGUGAGUAAAUAAAUUAAAGACAUUUAUAUUAGGUGGGUUCAUUUUGACUCAUAUUUUGUUUUCCAAGUUUCAUUGUGAAAAAAAAAAUAGCAUUACUGACUAGUCCGUCAUUCCCCACUUUAAAUGCUAAAUACUUUCUUGAAAUAAAAUUACACCAGCCUUUUGUUUAAAAGACUAAAAGAAUCUACUUAAAUGAUUUAUUUUCUGAGUCUCCUCACAUAGUUUAUACAAGACUUUUUUUGAAUUGUCAUCACCAACUCAUGUUUUUUGAAUAUUUUGUAGCAUAUAAGAGAUGCUGGAUGCUUCCUGUAAAGUGUUGGUUCAUUAUAUUGAAGAUAAAACUGGUAUAUAAUAUAGUUCUAAAAGUGCCUUCCUGAUGUGAAGUAGAAAGGCAUGUUCCCAUCUUGGUGGCCUUGGGUGAAAACAUGGAUCACUGACUUGCAGAGCUGGCAGCUGUGUGAAACAGCACAGCCCUCUUGUAAUGCCGAAGCAGCAGCUGCUACGUGAGGUCAGCUGGGGAUCUCGGGGAGCCAGCCUGGUUUCCUAACGCUGCUCUAGUGCUCGCUCUGCGUAGCCUUCCUGAAGGAACCUUGUUCUUUUUUCGGGAACGUGAGAGGCACUUUUAGAAGGCAAAUUGCUAUGGGAGACAGUUGAACAGAUAGACAUCUAGGAUAGGUGAGGGAAACACUGAAUUCUGUUGAAGGUAUCCUUUAAAGGCUGUCCUAAUUUUUUUAUUUGGCAAGAAAGUACUAGACUGUACUUUUCUCUCAUAACCAUUGUGAAACCAGAUAGCUCUGGAAGUUCCUCUUUUCUCAUCACUGUUUUCUUUACAUGGUCAAUCUUCAGCAGCACUUGGAUUAAAAACAAGCAAUUCUUAAAAACACAGUGCUCCAGAAACAACUUUUAGUUUAUGCACUCAAAAGCAGUGUCAUUCAGAAAACUCAGCUGGCUAUGUUUGAAUGCCAGUGUCAUUCUCAUUAGGAUAUAAAGGUUUUGCAGAAUAAUCUCCAGAAUGAACAAGUCUCACCAGAAGUUGUCAGUGAUAAUUUUGAAUUGUAAAUAUCCAAGUGUUUAAUGUGUAAGGUAGAAGUAGUAAACUGCUAAAGGAAUAAGCCAGUCUGGUUUUGUACCCUCAGUUUUGUUUUUCUUUUAAAAGUGUCUAUAAAUUUAAUGAAGCCACUGACUGAAAUGUUGAUAAUGACUUAAGUUCUAACUUCAAAAAUUGUAUAUCCCUCUGCCCCAAAUACUAUAUUCUAAAGAUGUGGCAAAAUUC